AUGGAAGGCGGCGGCAUGCUCAAUCGCAUUGCCUCUAAAACUAGCAUUCGAGGUCCACGAGUCCAUCGCUCAUUUCAAGUCGAAGAUAAGACGCAAUGUUUCGCCACAAAGGGAUCUAUUGUGAUAGAUUUCAUCGCAGCCUAUCCCGCGACGAGCAACAGCAAAUUGCUAUGCAGUCUGGUAAAUUUGCAGCCUAGUCGCCUCGGUGGCGGCCCAUUCCGUGGCUGGUUCUUCACAGACAAUAGCGCCGGUCCAUUCAAAGUUACUACGGAACUUCGGGGUUGGUUUAACCACAAGCUUGAGCAAUUUGUCAUUGCCCAUCCUGACAUCAGUUCUCAAAACCUGAUCCUGGACCAGCAUGGAAAAGCCAAAGUCCCACAUCACCUGACCCAACCGAAGCGAAGCCAAGCCCUGCCGCACACAAACCAUCCACAUCCGAAGGUCGACCACUUCAUCCGUCCAUCCAACAAGCUCGCCGUCGCGAUCAACCCUUCAAGAUGCCGGUAUGUUAACCACCCUGUUCACGCCAUACUCGAAAAAAAUACAUUCGCCAUCGUCGCCGUCCCCCUCCAAAGCAACAAGACCUUCCGCACCAAGCAAAAGCUUGCCAAAGCUCAGCGUCAGAACCGCCCCAUCCCCCAGUGGAUCCGUCUGCGCACCGGCAACACCAUCAGUUCGCCAUUUGUGGGAAGAGUGAUCCGGAAACGCGAGAGAGGAACGGGAAAUACACAAGACCAUCCACCCGCCGACCGCAUGAACCCACGAAUGGAGGAACAUACACAGAAAUUACACAACCGGACCGAACAUAUGGCUGAUUACAAUCUGAAUAAUAGAUACAACGCCAAGCGCCGACACUGGCGUAAGUCGACCCUGAAGGUCUAA
Messenger RNA from Penicillium robsamsonii, 882 nucleotides. Its product is annotated as 60S ribosomal eL39 domain-containing protein. Gene Ontology annotation, biological process: translation. The transcript is spliced from 7 exons. Gene Ontology annotation, cellular component: cytosolic large ribosomal subunit; ribosome. The record is from RefSeq and is a predicted model, not a curated record. Gene Ontology annotation, molecular function: structural constituent of ribosome. Lineage: Eukaryota; Fungi; Ascomycota; Eurotiomycetes; Eurotiales; Aspergillaceae. Bases 1 to 882 code for a protein of 293 amino acids.